This is a messenger RNA of Phyllotreta striolata, 1728 nucleotides long. The record is from the annotation of a GenBank genome assembly. NCBI's taxonomy places the organism in Eukaryota, Metazoa, Arthropoda, Insecta, Coleoptera, Chrysomelidae.
AAUCUAUGGCAACGGAAGAAUCGAUCAAACGGAAUUAUUUGACGUUAGAUUUUUACAGCUGUUUGGUGAAGCAAAAUGAAUACCAAUCCGUGCAAAGAAAGAGAACCCAAAGUAAUAGACAGCAAGUUACUGCAAAAAUGCAUCGAAGAGCAGCUUCCCAAAGGGGAAUUAGGUCGUUUGAUGAAAACCGAGGGAGUAGAGCAGGCGAAUGUGGAGCAAUUGCGAUUAGAGUUCCUGAACAUCGUCAAAAUGGACCACUUGUGGGUACUGAAAUCGAUAACCGUCUUAAAACUGAACAAUAAUCUCAUAGAAAAAAUCGAAGAUUUGGAAAAUUUAAUACAUCUAGAAGAUCUCGACUUGUCCUUCAACAAAAUAACCAAAAUCGAGAAUUUAGAUACCCUAGGCAAGCUAAGAAUUCUAAAUUUAUACGAGAACCGAAUCGAAAAACUGGAAAACAUGCAGAACCUCAAAAGCCUGACGAUUUUCAACAUCGGAAAGAAUUUAAUAAAAGACAAAGAAACGGUACAUCAUUUAAGAAGAAUUCCCAAUCUGAUAUCCCUCAAUCUAGCCGACAAUCCUUGUACUGAAUUUGCUGAUCUUCGCAUAUACGUAGCAGCUUUUUUACCCACUCUAAUCUGGUUCCAAUACAAGAAAAUAUACCCUGAAGAAAGGGAAAAUGGAUGCACGAAGUUCAAGCAACAAAUCAUAGACCAAGAAGAGCUGGAAGAAAAAGAAUUGGCCAAGAUACUGCAAAAAGAGCGCGAAGACAGAGAAGCCGAAUUAAACAUGGACAGUUUCGUUGAAUAUUUAAACACCAGACAUCUCUUCGAUAAAAUGUACGAAAACGACGCCGAAGGAAAACUCCUGCUCAAUCUCGGCGACGACGUCAUGGAGGCCUACAACGAAUUCCAAGAAAACUUCGUCAAUUAUUGCAGAGAAAUUUUCGACAUAGGCCAGAAGCACUACAAAAUCCGCCAGGACGAAAUAGCCGCGUUUUUCCGCAGCACCUCCCUCGUCAAGCACGACAGCCAGCAGGAGAGCAUCAAGUACAUGGAGGAAUUCGUCGAGUCCAAAAACAUUCUCUUCAGCAAAGUCAACUACCUCCAGCGCGAUCUCAUGGAAGGCUACAUCGAGAAGAAGGAGUUCGACGUGGAUAUCGUGCAGAAGACCGAGGAAUUCAACCAGCUCAUCCACGUCACGUGGAAGAAGCUCAUGAAAAUCGAGCUGAUACUCUACGAGCAAAUGGACGAAGUCAACCAGACGUUCGAAAGGAACUUGAAGGAAAUGAUCGCCAAUCUCAUCGAGGAGUCGCAGAACUGCUUCACGCAAUUGAGGGAUUUGGAACAGCAGUACUUCGAGCGGGUAUCCGAAGUUGCAAAUAAAAUGUUUGCAGGGAUAGGAAUAAUAGAUGACUUGGUGAUACCAGAGGUCCUUGACGAAUUGAUGUCUGAUAAGGAUAAUGUCCUGAACUGCUUGGCUGCUACUCACGAUACUCAUUUGACCGUAAUCGAUACCAGAGAAGAUGUUUUGAUGUUCAGAGCAAGAGAAUGGUUCGAUAUAUUCACCAAAAAUCUAUUCAGCAGCGAAAUCGACAGAAAUCGAUACAAAAUCUUGGAAUUGAACCAUUUCCUGGACAUCCAAAGGGACGAGUUCGCCGAAUUGAUAACCCCGCCAAAAGAAAUCGAAAUCGAUGAAAGUUUCUCAUAACAAAUAAACUUUGUAUUAUAC